Molecule: messenger RNA, 2229 nt
Organism: Coniosporium apollinis CBS 100218
Lineage: Eukaryota; Fungi; Ascomycota; Dothideomycetes
Exons: 5
Coding region: 1-2229 (742 amino acids)
Biological process (GO): protein targeting to vacuole; protein transport to vacuole involved in ubiquitin-dependent protein catabolic process via the multivesicular body sorting pathway
Cellular component (GO): ESCRT-0 complex
Molecular function (GO): metal ion binding; ubiquitin binding; phosphatidylinositol-3-phosphate binding
Source: RefSeq, a predicted model, not a curated record
AUGGCGGGCUGGUUCGCAUCCACCAACUCCGCGCUCGACGAGCAAGUCGACCGCGCAACAGCAUCGAGCUUAGAAGACAUAGCACUGAACCUAGAGAUAUCAGAUAUCAUUCGAUCCAAGACGGUGCAGCCUAAGGAGGCUAUGCGCUCUCUAAAACGGCGUAUCGGCCACAAGAACCCGAACAUACAGCUUGCUGCGCUGAAUCUCACAGACACAUGCGUCAAAAAUGGCGGCUCACAUUUCAUGGCGGAGAUAGCGUCCCGCGAGUUUAUGGACAACCUGGUCUCUCUAGUAAAAGUGUACGGGGGAAACGAAGAUGUCAGGAACAAGAUUCUGGAGUUAAUUCAGACCUGGGCAGCUGGUGCUGAAGGGCGGAGUAAUCUCAUGUACAUCAACGAGGUAUACCGAUCCUUGCUGCGGGAAGGCUUCAGGUUCCCCCCGAAACAGGAUGUUGCUAGCAGUAUGUUCGACAGUAGUGCGCCGCCAGAGUGGACAGAUUCUGACGUGUGCCUACGAUGUCGAACGCCGUUCACUUUCACCAACCGAAAACACCACUGCCGAAACUGCGGUGGCGUCUUCUGCGGCUCGUGCUCCAGCAAAAAUAUCCCACUACCACAUCUCGGAAUCUUGGCGCCAGUGCGCGUAGACGACGGGUGUUAUUCUAAGCUUACUGAUAAAACCCGUGCAACCCCGGUACCGAAGGGCUUCGAUGCGGCUAAGCCGGCGCGGACACUCUACCAAGGAUACCAAGGGUCAAUGGAACCCCGGAGUGCGAGGGUGGAGGACAGCUUCGACGCCGACCUCAAACGGGCAUUGGAAAUGAGCUUGGAAGAAGCAAAAGGACAUUCUGGUGGAUAUGUCCCGCAGUCGCAGCUCCAAUCCCAGGCGAAGUCUCCGGCGCCAGUCGCAAACGGAUCAUCGAAACCAUCGAAGGCCAAGCAAGAGGAGGAUGACGAUCCCGAGUUGAAGGCAGCUAUAGCGGCUUCACUGGCGGACAUGGAGGAGCAGAAGAAGAAGCACGCAGCGGCGCUCAAACAGCAAUCAUCGUCUUCGAAUGGAGCACCUCUCCCUGUGCCGCGGCGUAAUGACUACGAGCUGACACCAGUGGAGGCCGAAAACAUAAACCUCUUCUCUACGCUUGUAGACCGGUUACAACACCAGCCGCCCGGUACCAUUUUACGGGAGCCACAGAUUCAGGAGCUCUACGAGAGCAUAGGCAAGCUCAGGCCGAAGCUAGCAAGGACGUACGGUGAAACAAUGAGCAAGCACGAUACUCUCUUGGACCUCCACGCCAAGCUCUCCACUGUUGUCCGCUAUUACGACCGCAUGUUAGAAGAGCGACUAUCAAGUACAUACUCGCAACAAGCGGCCGCGUACGGCUACCCUAGCAUGCAGCGACCAGCCUCCAGCCUCUACCCGAGCAUACCUUCCGGAGCACCAGAUGGCAAUGCAGGAGCCGAGAGCUACUAUACCGGGAACGCUGCUCCAUCAGAUCCGUAUGCGCAUCCUCAGUCUACUUAUGGUGGAUACACGCAACAGCCACAGUCACCUUACAUGCGGCACGACAAGCAGCCGGCAGCCUACAGUGCUAGGGCCCCAGUACAACAGUAUCAGCAACAGGGCUACCCCGCCCAAGCGCCCUACCCCAAUACGCCGGCUCCACAUCAGCUGCAGAGGCAGCCAAGCGCACCAUACCCAUCAGCGCCUUCCAUAGAUGGCUCACCACAGCUCCAGCGACGGACAUCUUCUUCACAAUACCCCUCACAACUACCGCCGCAGUACGCGGCAUCACAGACGCCAUCGCAGUACGCACCAUCUCAGCCCCCGAUACCAGACGACCCGAACGCGGCAUACUACUACGGCAACCAGCCCGAAGCCCAGCUCGCCGCACCACCAGCACAGCAGCAGGCCCCCGCAGAGGCUCAAAUCCCCCAAGCACCUCAGGCUUAUCCCGCCCAGCCUCCACAACAACAGCCCUCACAGCCGUCCCCAGAACUAUACCAACGCCUGCCUCAACAGCAGCAGCAACAUCAACCGCCGGCGCAAGCGCAAUUGCAACAGCAACAGCAGGCACCAACAUACUACCAACCACAGCAACAACCACAGCCGCAGCAACAGUGGCCGCAAGCACCUUCGACGCAGGCGGGCUAUGGACAGGAAGCUUUCCCAGUGGCGCCGCAGCAUCAGCCGCAGGCGCCGAAAGUGGAGGAGGCGCUGAUCGAGUUGUAG